Penicillium malachiteum is the source of this 2604-nucleotide messenger RNA. Its product is annotated as DNA topoisomerase 1. The record is from RefSeq and is a predicted model, not a curated record. The transcript is spliced from 6 exons. Gene Ontology annotation, biological process: DNA replication; chromosome segregation; DNA topological change. Gene Ontology annotation, cellular component: chromosome; nucleolus. Bases 1 to 2604 code for a protein of 867 amino acids. Gene Ontology annotation, molecular function: DNA binding; DNA topoisomerase type I (single strand cut, ATP-independent) activity. Lineage: Eukaryota; Fungi; Ascomycota; Eurotiomycetes; Eurotiales; Aspergillaceae.
AUGAGUUCUUCAGAGGACGACGUGCCUCUGGCACGCGCGAAUGGCCGCGCAAAUGCCACCCCGAAAAUUAAGUCCCCUGCAACGAACGGCGAUCUUGAUCCUGGUGUCUCGGUUCGAUUUGGCCCCGUGCAAGACGCCGACGUCGAUAUGAAGGAUGUGGAUGCGGCGCGCGGCGCCAGUAAGCGCAAGUCUCGAAUCAGCACCGACCGAAAGAAGUCAUACGUCGAGCCGGAAAGCAGUGAGGAAGAAGACAAGCCUUUGAGUAAACGCCGGCGAACAUCUGUGAAGCAUGAAGAUCCCGAGUCCGAUGAUGACGUUCCCUUGGCCUUGAAUGGAAGGAAACUUCCCAAGGCUUCGGAAACCGCCAUUGGAGAGGAGUCUGACUCCGAUGUGCCGAUUGAGAAGAAGCUCUCUGCCCAGAAGAAGAAGAUUGAGCAAAAGGCCAACAAGGACGCUCGCGCCGCUCGCAAGGCCCCUCCCAAGAAGGAGUCCAAACCUGCCGUGACCACCAAAAAACAGACGAAUGGCGUGAAAAAGGAACCUGCCGAUGACAAGUCUGCUCUGAAGAGAGUGAAGACCGAGUCAGCCACCCCGAAGAAAGGCAAGGCGAAGGUGAAGGCAGAGAGCGAAGAUGCAGACGAGAAAGAAGAGGAGGAAGACGAGUACAAAUGGUGGGAGGAUCCCACAAAGGGGGAUGGAACCAAUAAGUGGACCACGUUGGAACACAAUGGCGUUGUGUUUCCUCCGCCCUAUGAGCCUCUGCCCAAGAACGUCAAGUUGAAGUACAAUGGAGUCCCAGUCACCCUGCAUCCAGAUGCUGAAGAAGUUGCUGGCUUUUUCGGAAGCAUGCUCAAUUCGGCCCACAACGUUGAGAACCCAGUUUUCCAGAAGAACUUCUUUACAGACUUUAAGGAUAUUCUCAAAAAGACUGGCGGUGCCAAGGAUGCACAGGGCAACAAGGUCGAUAUCAAGGAAUUCACCAAGUGUGAUUUCAAACCCAUUUUCGAGUUUUACGAUGCUCAGCGUGAGGAGAAGAGGAAUCUCUCUCCUGCGGAGAAAAAGAAAAACAAGGCCGAGAAGGAUGAGCAAGAAGCUGCUUAUCAGUUUUGUACGUGGGACGGUCGCAAACAGAAAGUCGGUAACUUCCGAGUUGAACCUCCUUCUCUGUUCCGUGGCCGAGGCGAGCAUCCUAAGACAGGCCGUGUCAAGACUCGUGUCCUGCCAGAGCAAAUCACCAUCAACAUCGGAAAGGAGGCGACUGUUCCACCCCCUCCCCCUGGCCACAACUGGAAGGAAGUCAAGCAUGAUCAAGAGGGCACUUGGCUUGCUAUGUGGCAGGAGAACAUCAACGGCAACUACAAGUAUGUCAUGUUAGCUGCCAACUCUGAUGUCAAAGGCCAGAGCGAUUACAAGAAGUUCGAAAAGGCCCGCGAGCUCAAAAAGUACAUCGACAAGAUCCGCAAGGACUAUCAAAAGGCCUUGAAGCACGAUAUGAUGGUGGAACGCCAGAAGGCUACUGCGGUGUACCUCAUUGAUCAGUUUGCACUUCGUGCUGGAAACGAGAAGGGCGAAGAUGAGGCUGAGACUGUUGGCUGUUGCUCACUCAAGUAUGAGAACAUCAGCUUGAAGCCUCCCAAUACGGUUAUCUUUGACUUCCUGGGUAAGGAUAGUAUUCGUUUCUACGAUGAAGUCCAGGUUGAUCCUCAAGUCUUCAAAAACUUGAAGAUCUUCAAGAAGGCGCCAAAGAAGAAUGGUGAUGAGAUCUUUGACCGACUGACUACUUCGGCGCUCAACAAACAUCUGCAGAACUACAUGCAGGGUCUCACGGCUAAAGUUUUCCGUACUUACAAUGCCUCUUUCACUAUGAGCAACCUGCUUAAGGAGAUGAAGGCCACCGGCACGAUCCCGGAGAAGGUCAAGGCCUACAACGAUGCCAAUCGCCGAGUUGCUAUUCUGUGUAAUCAUAAGCGGACCGUGACUGCUGGCCAUGCCAAUCAAAUGGAGAAGAUGGGUGAACGGAUCAAGGGACUUCGAUAUCAGAAAUGGCGACUUAAGCAACAGAUGCUCGAUCUUGAACCCACCUUGAAAAAGAAGAAGGGGGCUGCGUUCUUCGAGCGAGAUGAGGAUAUUACUGUCGAGUGGGUCAAAGAGCACCAGGCCUUCCUGUUGGAGGAACAGACUCAAAAGAUCCAGAAGAAGUUUGAAAAGGACAAUGAGAAGCGUGUUGCCGAUGGAGAGAAGGAAAUGAAGACCUCCGAGCUCAACGAACGCCUUGAGGUUGUCAAAGACCUGGAAAAGAAGUUCGCCAAGGAGAACAAGUCUGGCAAGGUGGAGGCUGAAGGCAGAGGUCCAACUGUGGAGAAGAUCGAAGCUGCGAUCGUGAAACUUGACCAGCGCGUUGAGACGAUGUCAGUCCAGGCUCAGGAUAAGGAAGACAACAAGGAGGUCGCCCUCGGCACGUCGAAGAUUAACUACAUUGAUCCUCGUCUCACUGUUGUCUUCAGCAAGAAGUUCAAUGUUCCCAUUGAGAAAUUCUUUUCCAAGGCGCUGCGUGAGAAGUUUGAGUGGGCCAUCAAGUCUGUGGAGGAGGACUGGGAGUUCUAA